Molecule: messenger RNA, 1026 nt
Organism: Mesitornis unicolor (brown roatelo)
Lineage: Eukaryota; Metazoa; Chordata; Aves; Mesitornithiformes; Mesitornithidae
Product: electron transfer flavoprotein-ubiquinone oxidoreductase, mitochondrial-like
Exons: 4
Coding region: 78-758 (226 amino acids)
Biological process (GO): electron transport chain
Cellular component (GO): mitochondrial inner membrane
Molecular function (GO): electron-transferring-flavoprotein dehydrogenase activity; iron-sulfur cluster binding
Source: RefSeq, a predicted model, not a curated record
UUCCUUUGUUUCUUCUUCAGUCAAUACCCAAACUCACCUUCCCGGGUGGAUUAUUAAUUGGUUGUAGUCCUGGACUCAUGAAUGUUCCUAAGAUCAAAGGGACGCAUACCGCCAUGAAAAGUGGCAUGUUGGCUUCAGAAGCCAUCUUUAGCCAAUUAAUCAGUGAAAAUCUCCAAUCAAAGACAAUAGGACUUGAUGUGCAAGAAUAUGAAGAGAACCUGAAAAAGUCCUGGGUCUGGAAAGAGCUGUAUGCAGUUAGAAACAUCCGACCAUCAUGCCACAGCAUACUUGGUGUGUAUGGAGGAAUGAUUUACACAGGCAUAUUUUAUUGGCUACUGAGAGGAAUGGAACCAUGGACAUUAAAACAUCCAGGACCAGAUUUUGCUCAGCUCAAGCCAGCCAAAGACUGCAUGCCUAUUGAAUACCCAAAGCCUGAUGGGAAAAUCAGUUUUGAUCUCCUGUCGUCUGUGGCUUUAAGUGGUACAAACCAUGAACAUGACCAGCCUGCUCAUUUAACUCUCAAAGAUGAUGGCAUCCCUGUGAGCAGGAAUUUGGCUGUAUUCGAUGGACCGGAACAAAGAUUUUGUCCAGCAGGAGUUUAUGAGUAUAUUCCUCUGGAAACAGGAGAAGGAUCAAGACUGCAGAUAAAUGCUCAGAACUGUGUCCACUGCAAAACAUGCGAUAUUAAAGACCCAAGUCAGAACAUUAACUGGGUAGUGCCUGAAGGUGGAGGAGGACCAGCUUAUAAUGGGAUGUAAACUGACAGGACAUCUAUUCAGUGAUUUCUGAUCACCAGAAAAUAAGUUGGGAGUAUUUUAUGCUGCAUUGUAAUUAAAGUACAGCACUGACUUGAAUGUUAAAAAAAUUUGAGGCUAAAUUUUAGGUAUGACUCUUGCAUUAUAUGGAAGUUAGUGCCUUCUGGUUAAAUCAUAGCCUUAUUUAAAUAGAACUUCUUCCCACGAGUUGUGUGGCAAGUAGAAGAAAGCUCUUAUCGGGACUGACAGAGGAACUUUGGGUCUUACGAUA